This is a messenger RNA of Schizophyllum commune H4-8, 2260 nucleotides long. RefSeq lists its product as uncharacterized. The record is from RefSeq and is a predicted model, not a curated record. NCBI's taxonomy places the organism in Eukaryota, Fungi, Basidiomycota, Agaricomycetes, Agaricales, Schizophyllaceae. Bases 216 to 2198 code for a protein of 660 amino acids. The transcript has 9 exons.
UGAGGUGUUGAGCAGGCGCUAUGGGCGCUCUGUAUAUGCUCUCACGUCGGUGAUAAAGCCCGUUUAUGCAGGGUCUGCGACGCGUUCGUCGUUCUAUACCGUCAUUUGCGAUCCACCUCGCGAAUAGAAGGAAUAGGUCUUAAUCCGCGUCGCCUCCAUGCCGCGCGGGCGUAGCUCCAGAGAAAGGUUGUGAGUCCGUUCAUCACACUUGGGACAUGCCUUUGGACCCCCGCGCUUCGCGCGCACCCCGACCGCAGUCCAGCUGGGACUCUAUACAAGCCAAGGCGGGCACUUUAGUGGCCUCCCUCAGUGACAACUUCCGUCAAGCUCGUUUUCUACGACGGUUGUCGUAUGCUAUGCAUGCAUUUCUUGUUCUGAUGCACGUUACGCUGCUCGUCAUCUGUAUCCUCCACCUAGAGGAGAAUGUCGUAGUCCAACUGUCCGACGAUGCAUUCGGCGACUUGACGUCCACUGCGAUCACCGUCUCGGCGACGAUGUUUGCGACGGUCUAUGGCGCAUUGCUCAUAUGGAUGACCCAGCGCCUCGCUUUGCGCCGUCUUCUUACCAGUCAGCAAACACUGACCGCCAUGCACGACGAGUACAACUCCUGGAUUGGCCUUGGCUCCGCGCUCAUGACCCUCUACGGACAAUCGAGGAUCCGCAGCACGAUCGGCUCCAUUUCGCUCAUAACAAGCUAUCUCGUUAACGCUGCUAUUCUGCAUGUCACGAUCCCCGCCAUGUUCUCGUUGCAGGUCGGCACUCAGACUCAUGCGGCUGAGGUGACCAGCUUAGCUGCGUAUCCACGGAUAGACCAUAUUUUCAACGCUAUGGCUGACUGGAGAAAUCCAGAAGGUCACCUGCUUGCCUAUCUGCUUAGCGACGCCACCAGUUUGCUCUCCUACGUUGCGCUUUCUGAUGCACACCAGACCGUCGGCCUAGAUGAGGCCACAAUGUAUGACCAGCUGAUGGUCAAUGACGGCAACGGUACUGUGUUUCUUGAAGCCACGACGUUCAACGCGACCUGCGGUACGCUCCAAGAUUUGACGCUUUUGGACGACGGAAGACAUGGGGACGAAAGUGCAAUACCAGCAUACAACGUCUCCCAUGUGUAUCCAAACGGUACGGAGCAGACAAAUGUUGUGCUCAAGUAUGUAUAUACGAACAACACUAUGGUGCUGGGCUUUCGCAACAAGGAUGCCUACAACCCGACUCCGGGACUCAACCGCACUUUCUAUCUGUACGGCACCUUCGAUCUGGAGGAUUCUGCGGGUACUCUGCUUCCCACUUUCACACUACCGUAUAGGCGCCUCUCGACGAACGUGUCGGUCAUUGGCUGUGACCUCUAUAGUUACAACCACACUGUCGAGGUCUCACGCACAACGCGUCUGGCCCUAGACGGCCAGAUCCCUUCAUUGCGCACAAGCUCGACGCUCUCGCCAUGGCAGCCCCAGGGCGCCACUGCGCCAGAGGAUCUCAACAUCUUGGACUUGUGGAGCACAGGUGUUCAGAGCCAGUAUACGACCAGCGACUAUUACGGAGGAAGUAACCGGCUUGGCUUUAUGGAAAAGUAUCUCAUCACCUGUCUGGAUCUGGACUUGGACAAGAGUGGGCAGGCUGCGCGUGGCCGUGUUCGACUUUCCGACGUUGAGAAUUCCCUGAGCCGGCUCGCAGCAUCUUACUUCUGGUCUUUCAAUCAGGUCAACAAACAAGAUCGAUACUCUAUUCGACGUGAGAAGCAGACACCAAUCACUCGUCCUGAGGUCGUCCUACGAUUGCACCUAAGUCCCGUACCCGUCCUCGCUGGUCUCAUUGUCUCCCUCUUCCUAAUGAUGACAAACGCGCUUCUCGUACGCCCGCGCGAUUCACGUACCGUCGGGGCAGUCGACGUCCUAGAUUCGCUCGGUCUUCUGCAGAUCAUCUGGUUCGUCCGUGGUCGCCCGGAGGUGCUGAGCACAAUCGGUCGCGUUGAGGACCCGAACGAGGACGACCUCCGUCUUGUGGGCAUGUUCGUCAUGCAGCCUGAUGUUCGUGCAUCUCUGCGGCCUUCUGGCGGGCAAGCGGGCUUCGUGCCAGGGCAUCUAUCGUCCGAGCCAUCGACACCGACGUAUAAAUGGACGGACGACGAUCCGCAAUUAUCUCCUACGCCUACACUUUCCCAUCCGGAUUGGGCGAAUCACAAAGAAUAUGAGGAACCCUAAUUAAUACUGAUGCCAUAUAUUGCCGUACGUCGUGUAAUCUGACUCUCCUUUCAAUGUCCAAC